GUCAACAGCAGCUUGGACCAGGAUGAAACUUUAAGUCACCACAAAAGCCCUCACAGAUUCCUGGGCUCUAAUCCCAAUUCAUUUUUUUCUUUGCAGAAUGUUCACAUCUUACCACAGACAGUUCUUUACAUGGCUGAUUCUGACACUUUCAUUAGUCUGGAAGAGUGUCGAGGCCACAAGAGAGCAAGGAAAAGAACUACUAUGGAAACAGCAGUUGCCCUUGAGAAGCUAUUCCCAAAACAGUGCCAAGUCCUUGGGAUUGUGGCCCCGGGGAUUGUCGUGACUCCGAUGGGAUCGGGUAGCAACCGGCCUCAGGAAAUAGAAAUUGGAGAAUCUGGUUUUGCUCUACUGUUCCCUCAAGUGGAAGGGAUAAAAAUACAACCCUUUCAUUUUGCCAAGGAUCCAAAGAAUUUAACACUGGAAAGACGCCAACUCACCGAAGUAGGCCUUUUAGAUAACCCCGAGCUUCGUGUGGUCCUCGUGUUCGGCUAUAACUGCUGUAAGGUGGGAGCCAGCAAUUACCUGCAGCGAGUGGUCAGCACUUUCUGUGACAUGGACGUUGUCGUGGCUGGAGGCCAGGUGGACCACCUGGCGUCGCUGACCUCCGAAAAGCACCCCGUGGAUAUCGAUGCUACCGGUGUGGUCGGGCUGUCGUUUAGCGGUCAGCGCGUCCAGGGCGCCACCGUGCUGCUCACCGAGGACGUCAGCGACGAGAAGACGGCCGAGGCGGCGAUGCAGCGCCUCAAGGCGGCCAACAUCCCCGAGCAGAACACGGUCGGCUUCAUGUUCGCGUGCGUGGGCAGGGGCUUUCAGUACUACAGGGCCAAGGGCAACGUGGAGGCCGAUGCCUUCAGGAAGUUGUUUCCCACGGUCCCUUUAUUUGGCUUCUUCGGGAACGGAGAGAUUGGGUGUGACCGCAUAGUCACGGGCAACUUCAUAUUGAAGAAGUGUAACGAGGUGAAGGACGGUGACCUGUUUCACAGCUACACCACGAUAGUGGCGCUGAUCCACCUGGGGUCAUCGAAAUAGAGCCGCCGGCAGAGUGGCUUUCACGGCCUACGCCUUUUGGGUUCUGCCUUUCCAGAAAAUGCAAACUUGGGAUAUAUGUACUGCAAACAAAAAUGACUUUAUACGUAUGUGGUUUUGUAGCUUUGAUGCUCUGAAGAUUUCUUUGGGGGGUGGGCUGGUUUUUAAUAUAACAGGCGAAGGACGACUGUGUGUGCAACUUAACGCAGAGCGAGAGCUGAGAGCUUUCGUGUCGGCCACAAGCAAACCGAUCGUGGCCGUGGCGCCAGAUUCUGUAGCUGCUGCGCAUGUGAUUUGAACUUGACUCCUGCACAGGAAGGUGGAGGGCAGGGUUCGUCGAUAGGAUGGAGAUUCCAGACAUUCCACGACUACCUCUGAGGUGGGAGAUGAUCGUUCAGCAGAAUCAUAAAGACAGUUUCUCCCUUAAUAUUCAGAUGGCUUGCGAGAGCUUUCCCUGCUUUACAGUCUUACCGAGAUUUUCAGAAGCUGUAACAAAAUCAUUACUGACUUUUUACCUAUUUGAUAAAUAUUAAAGAACAGCUUUAUUUUAGUACUCUAUAAAGUCGCUUAGUGAAAUAAACGGCCAAGACGAA
Miniopterus natalensis is the source of this 1619-nucleotide messenger RNA. The record is from RefSeq and is a predicted model, not a curated record. NCBI's taxonomy places the organism in Eukaryota, Metazoa, Chordata, Mammalia, Chiroptera, Miniopteridae.